AUGGUCCCGUCUGGCUUGAGAAUCGACGUGUCUGUGUCUGGACUUUCGGACAUGACCCGGGCGGCAUCGCAGAGAUCACAGGACGGGGACUGCAGCGAAGAGCAGGCCUGGCUCCUCGCCCCGAUUUCUCCUCCAAAGGGAAACAGCUCGGACGUCAGGGAAACCGCCGGGGCCAAACUGGGGAAACGGGUGGGAGCCGACAUUGCCCUCGUGCAGCUCACGGAGCCAGUGCGAUACACCGACGAAAUCCUCCCCAUCUGCUUGCCAGGCCCCUCCGACUCCUUCCCUGGCAACCACACGUGCUGGGUCACCGGCUGGGGGACAACAGCCUCUGCGGUCUCUCUCCCACCCCCCAAAACGCUGCAGGAGGUUCCGGUCCAGCUGAUGGACACUGUAGCCUGCAACGCCCUCUACAACAUCGACCCGGCCCCGAACAUCGGCAGGGACCCCGUCAAACCCGACACGAUCUGUGCCAGCUACGCCAAAGGGCAGAGGGACUCCUGCCACGGUGACACUGGGGGGCCACUGACCUGUGACCACAAUGGGACCUGGUUCCUGAUGGGGGUUGUGAGUUGGGGGGACGGCUGUGGCCAGCCCAAUCGUCCCGGUGUCUAUGUCCGGACAGUGGCCUACGGUGAAUGGAUAUGGGGGCACAUGGUCUCCAGGGGACAAGCCACCAGCACAGAAAACAGCAUCUCUGGAAUAAAUGAUGCCAGAUCCUCCUUCAGCACCUACAGGCUUCUCUUCACCACUCUCAUGAUGGCGCUGUGA
Mauremys reevesii (Reeves's turtle) is the source of this 771-nucleotide messenger RNA. RefSeq names its product serine protease 27-like. Lineage: Eukaryota; Metazoa; Chordata; Testudines; Geoemydidae. Gene Ontology annotation, molecular function: serine-type endopeptidase activity. The record is from RefSeq and is a predicted model, not a curated record. The coding region runs from base 1 to 771 and encodes 256 amino acids. Gene Ontology annotation, biological process: proteolysis. The transcript has 4 exons.